Molecule: messenger RNA, 462 nt
Organism: Encephalitozoon cuniculi GB-M1
Lineage: Eukaryota; Fungi; Microsporidia; Unikaryonidae
Product: 40S ribosomal protein S18
Exons: 1
Coding region: 1-462 (153 amino acids)
Biological process (GO): translation
Cellular component (GO): cytosol; small ribosomal subunit; ribosome
Molecular function (GO): RNA binding; structural constituent of ribosome
Source: RefSeq, marked provisional
AUGAACUACACCUACGACCCGGCUGAAGUCCAGUACAUCGUCCGUAUCCACAACACCAACAUCGAUGGUACGAAGAGGAUUCCCUUCGCUCUUACAAAGAUCCGGGGGAUAGGAAUAAGAAUCGCAACGGCUAUCUGCAAGCGCCUUGGAAUCGACCUGAGAAAGCGUGCAGGAGAGAUGGGGGAGGAUGAGAUGAAGAGGAUCAGUGAUGCAAUUCUCGACCCUGCAAGUGUUGGGAUUCCCGAGUCCUACAUGAACCACCAAAGAGAUAUCAUCGACGGAACAACAUCCCAUCUCAUAGGUACAAGGCUUGAUGCGGAUCUAAGGAUGAUGAUUGAAAGGGGAAAGAAGAACAAGCGUAUUAGAGCAUACAGGCUUGACGUUGGGCUUAAGGUACGCGGGCAGAGGACCAAGUCAAACGGCAGGCGUGGAAGGUCUAUGGGCGUUUCAAGAAAGAAGUAA